Molecule: messenger RNA, 813 nt
Organism: Eptesicus fuscus (big brown bat)
Lineage: Eukaryota; Metazoa; Chordata; Mammalia; Chiroptera; Vespertilionidae
Gene: ZNHIT3
Product: zinc finger HIT-type containing 3
Exons: 5
Coding region: 58-522 (154 amino acids)
Biological process (GO): maturation of LSU-rRNA from tricistronic rRNA transcript (SSU-rRNA, 5.8S rRNA, LSU-rRNA); snoRNA localization; box C/D snoRNP assembly
Cellular component (GO): pre-snoRNP complex; nucleus
Molecular function (GO): protein binding
Source: RefSeq, a predicted model, not a curated record
AAACAGCGAGCACGUGGCACCCGCGGCCAGAGCCGCGCGCGGCGGGACCGGGAGACCAUGGCGUCGCUCAGUGGUGGCACCGUCGUCUGUGUGAUCUGCUUGGAGAAGCCCAAAUACCGCUGCCCCGCCUGCCGCGUGCCCUACUGCUCUGUGACCUGCUUCCGGAAGCACCGAGAGCAGUGCAAUACCGAAACUCGUCUUGUUGAGGAAAAAAUACCAGCUUUUACUGCAAAAACUAUAAAGACUGAGGAAAACAAAGAUGAUGACGACUCUGUAGCUGAUUUUCUCAAUAGUGACGAGGAACAGGACAGAGUUUCUUUGCAGAAUUUAAAGAAUUUAGGGGAGUCUGCAGCAUUAAGAAGCUUACUGCUCAACCCACACCUUAGACAGCUGAUGGUCACCCUUGAUCAGGGGGACGACAAGGCCAAGCUCAUGAGAGCCUGCAUGCAGGAGCCCUUGUUUGUGGAGUUUGCCGACUGCUGUUUAAGCAUUGUGGAACCAUCCCAGAAUAAGGAUCCUUAAAAUGGAUUAUGGUGCUGCUUGCCCCUUCUCCCAGGAGACCAGGGCAGUGUUUCCAGGACGAAGACCUGCUGAUGGAGGGUAGGUCACGCGAGUCUUCACCUCCGUUGCCGUGGGCUUAGAUGUCAGGCAGAUGGCGGCACUCAAGUGGCACAUUCAAAUGGUUGUUUUUAAGUUAUUUAUUUUUGGUACAGUUAAGGUAGAUAUUGUGAGAUAAUUUAUCAAGUUUCAUACUCUUUGGAGUGAAAACUUGCUCAGUGUUACUAAAUAAAAUCAAGGUGUGGUUCUGUGUUA